Messenger RNA from Canis lupus familiaris (dog), 2467 nucleotides. RefSeq names its product exosome component 2 (gene EXOSC2). Gene Ontology annotation, cellular component: cytoplasmic exosome (RNase complex); nuclear exosome (RNase complex). Gene Ontology annotation, biological process: CUT catabolic process; TRAMP-dependent tRNA surveillance pathway; exonucleolytic trimming to generate mature 3'-end of 5.8S rRNA from tricistronic rRNA transcript (SSU-rRNA, 5.8S rRNA, LSU-rRNA). Gene Ontology annotation, molecular function: RNA binding. The transcript has 9 exons. The coding region runs from base 37 to 918 and encodes 293 amino acids. The record is from RefSeq and is a predicted model, not a curated record. NCBI's taxonomy places the organism in Eukaryota, Metazoa, Chordata, Mammalia, Carnivora, Canidae.
GGCCGAACUGCGCCUGCGCCAUUCUUUGGCGCCAAGAUGGCGAUGGAGAUGAGGCUUCCCGUUGCUCGCAAGCCUCUUAGCGAGAGCGUGGGCCGCGAUACCAAGAAACAUCUGGUGGUUCCGGGGGACACGAUCACCACGGACACGGGAUUCAUGCGGGGCCAUGGAACUUACAUGGGGGAAGAGAAGCUCAUUGCAUCUGUGGCUGGCUCAGUGGAGAGGGUAAACAAGUUGAUAUGUGUGAAAGCUUUGAAAACCAGAUAUAAUGGUGAAGUAGGAGACAUUGUGGUGGGGAGAAUCACAGAGGUUCAACAGAAGAGGUGGAAGGUGGAGACCAAUUCUAGGCUGGAUUCAGUCUUGCUCCUGUCAUCCAUGAACCUUCCUGGAGGAGAGCUGAGGAGAAGAUCUGCAGAAGACGAGCUGGCAAUGAGAGGUUUCUUGCAGGAAGGGGACCUCAUCAGUGCCGAGGUACAGGCGGUGUUCUCUGAUGGCGCGGUCUCUCUGCACACAAGGAGUCUGAAAUACGGAAAACUGGGCCAGGGAGUUUUGGUCCAGGUUUCUCCCUCCCUAGUAAAACGGCAGAAGACUCACUUCCAUGACUUGCCCUGUGGUGCCUCGGUGAUUCUGGGUAACAAUGGCUUCAUCUGGAUCUACCCCACACCUGAGCAGAAGGAAGAAGACACGGGGGGCUUCACAGCACACCUGGAGCCCAUCUCCCUCGCCGACCGAGAGGUGAUCUCCCGGCUCCGGAACUGCAUCGUCUCGCUGGUCACUCAGAGGAUGAUGCUGUAUGAUACCAGCAUCCUGUAUUGCUACGAGGCGUCCCUUCCACAUCAGAUCAAAGACCUCUUAAAGCCAGAAAUAAUGGAGGAAGUUGUUAUGGAAACACGCCAGAGGCUUUUAGAACAAGAAGGGUGAGGAGAGACAUCUGAAGGACAGGACAGUGUGCACCUGACCGGAGCAGUUUGAAAAGUGAAAGUGAAGAAUCUGAUCUGGGGUCCCAUAUGUGGCUCUGUGGAGAGCUGUGACACUCAUCACUUGACCUACAUCAGGCUGCCUCUGGUCCAAAGACCUCCUUUUGGCUAUUCUAGGGCAAAGCCUGGGGGAAGUGCUACCAGCCCCUUGGGUCGCCCACAGAGUCCAGCACUAAGGGUAGUUUCAGGCCUUUAUUUUUAUUUUUCAAAGUUUUGUUAUUAUUAUUCCUUUUUUUUUUUUUUUUAAUUAACUUUCAAGCCUUUAAAAGCACACAGUGUUGCAGCCAAAUGGACUGCUAUUCAGGAAUGCUGGAGAAUCCUUUUCUUCUACUGACCAUCAAUUCACAAGGCACAAUGCCCCCAUGAAAUUGCCCCUAUAAAAAACACAGCCUCCCUGACCCCAAAAUUGUGUUUUGGACUCUGUUCCCCCUCUGCAGCUCAAGUGCAACAUUGAAGAAUAUAGUUAGUAACUUUUUUUGUUGUUGAGACCAAGAGAGCCAGUGGGGAUGGGAGGGUUGGGGACCUUAAGCAGGCUCCAUGCCCAGUGCAGAGCCAGUGCGGGGCUGAAUCUCAUGACCCUGAGAUCAUGACCUGAGCUGAAAUCAAGAGUUGGACACUUAACCAACUGAGCCACCCAGGUGCCUGUGUACUUAGUAACAUUCAGCAGUAGAAUGGAAGAAUAAAGUCAACCAAGCAGCCUUUGCUUGGUUAGAAUCUCAUUUCCCAUUGCAUGUUCCUUGUAGUGAUAGAUUCAAGGAUAUCUACGCCAAGCUGCCUUAAUCUGAUCUGCCUUUAAGAGUGAUUUGUCAGAAGCCGAGUAACUGAUGAUAGAAUAAUGUUCAGGGUUCUCUGAGGAACAUGAAAACAGACUAAGAAAUGCAGAUGCGAAAAGAACUCUUUUUUUCCUCCUGUGAUUGAAGUAGUAAUGCGUUAACUUUGUAAUAAUUCAGGGUUAAAAACAGGUUGAAGUUCUCCCUGAAGAAAGCUAGAAUUUCCUCUGCAUUGGUUUUCCUAAUGACUGUAGAAAUGGUACUCUGAUUCAGGUUUGGGAAGCAUUUUUUUUUUUUUUUAUUCACAAGAGACACAGGGAGAGGCAGAGACACAGGCAGAGGGAGAAGCAGGCUCCCCGCAGGGAGCCCAACAUGGGACUCGAUCCCGGGUCUCCAGGAUCACACCCUGGGCUGAAUGAAGGCGGCGCUUUUUUUUUUUUUUUUAAAGGCAGUCUGUGAAGUGCUAUUUUGUUUUACAUACAUGAAUUCCUUUUUUAUAUAUUUAUAAAUGUGAAGUUAACAUCACUGUUUCUGUCCCAGUGUCCUGUGUAACACUUGGGUGUGGAGUACAGUUGAAGGAGGGCUUAGCAGAUACAAAAUCUGACCAGAGAUCUUAACUGCUUUGCUUGGGUCAUUUAGGUAAACCUAGGACAGUUUGAGUGGUAGUGACUUUGGACACUGCAUUUGACACUUUUGAAAUACAGCUGUGCUCUUCUUCAUUAA